Messenger RNA from Leucoraja erinaceus (little skate), 2618 nucleotides. Its product is annotated as G-protein coupled receptor 54-like. Lineage: Eukaryota; Metazoa; Chordata; Chondrichthyes; Rajiformes; Rajidae. Gene Ontology annotation, molecular function: G protein-coupled peptide receptor activity. Gene Ontology annotation, biological process: neuropeptide signaling pathway. Gene Ontology annotation, cellular component: membrane. The transcript is spliced from 7 exons. The record is from RefSeq and is a predicted model, not a curated record. The coding region runs from base 621 to 2021 and encodes 466 amino acids.
GAAACUGAAGGGAGCGACUGCCCCGGGGCGACUGGUGCCUCUCGGGGUACCUCUUGUGUCAACUCGCAACGUGAGACUCAGCUUUACACCAGCACUUUGUGUCUAUCUUUCAUUCAUGUAAUUUAAAGAUGUAGUCAAGAGUUUGUCGAUAAACCAGGGCACAUGAUAGAUGUGGCCCGCCAUCCGCUCACAGACAUGCGUCCUGGCCCCUAAGCAGAACAAGGUUGUCGACCCCUGAUCUAGCCAGUCUCGUCAGCGUACUGCGGAAUGUUAUUCCCCUGCCAGCAGUUGGAUGAAGGGUUUCACAUCCCUGAAGCAAUCUACUCUUACGAAGAACAAACCUAUACGUCGCCAAAAAUCAAUUCGUUUUGCCAGACCCAAUAUGAACAAAGCUGCAGAAGGUGUGAUUUGGCCAUUGAGACACUGGUCCGUGCCUCAUGUCGUUGCCUGACCAACCCCGUAUUCACGGGCACAGUAGCAUUGUUGAUGCAUUGAAUGUUAAGGAAACUAAUGUUGAGGAAACUUAAAUGUUAAGGAUGCUUUCAAGAGAGAGUUAGAUUUUAGCUCUUAAAAAUAGCGGAGUCAGGGGAUAUAGUGAGAAGGCAGGAACGGGAUAUGCCAUGAGGCUGAUCAUCCACAUUCUAGCUCGCUCAAAGGGCCGAAUGGCCUACUUCUGCACCUAUUGUCAAUUGUCUAUUGAAACUAGAUUCGGGUUUAAAGCCUAUGCGGAGCCAAUCUUUAUUGACAGAAAUGGGAGUUUGUGGAAUCCAGACAUUGUCUUCAUUAAAGGCGGUGGAAGUGGAAGACAAUGUCAAUACUCUCAGCGGGGCAACUUACCUGAGAAACCAAACAAAUAUCGCCAUCUAGAGGAGUCCAUAAUGGAUAAGUGUAACAUGGCCACUGCCAACUUCAUGGCUUUCUCAUCAGUGCUCGUGAACAUGAACUUUUCUACGAAGCUCUCGAUAAAUGAAUCCUUUCAAUAUAUCGCCGGGUCUUGUCCGGGAUACAUCUGUAGUAACACGACAGCUGCCCCGACCCCUCCGGUGCUAAUAGACGCCUGGUUGGUACCUCUCUGCUUCGGGAUUCUGAUGGUGUUUGGACUCGCUGGAAACUCGCUUGUGAUCUAUGUGGUAAUGAAGCACAGACAAAUGCGAACAGUCACCAAUUUCUACAUAGCAAAUUUGGCCGCAACUGAUAUUAUCUUCCUGGUGUGCUGCGUGCCUUUUACUGCGGUCCUGUAUCCUCUACCAAGCUGGAUUUUCGGGGAGUUCAUGUGUAAAUUUGUCAGCUACAUGCAACAAGUAUCAGUACAGGCAACAUGUAUUACACUGACUGCAAUGAGUGUGGACAGAUGGUACGUGACAGUUUAUCCACUCAGAUCCUUGAGGCAUAGAACCCCGCGAGUGGCUUUGGGCAUCAGCCUUGCGAUAUGGAUUGGUUCUUUUAUCGUGUCCAUACCAGUGGCUAUCUAUCAGAAGAUUCAAAAUGGAUACUGGUUUGGGCCCCAAGUUUACUGCAGUGAAUCUUUUCCAUCAGCUUCCCUUGAGAAGGCCUUCAUUAUACAUAACUUCCUAGCUGUUUAUCUUCUGCCACUCACCACAAUCUGUGUGUCCUACACAGCUAUGCUACAUCAGAUGGGACAACCAGCUGUGGAGCCUAUUGAUAAUAACCUUCAGGUACAGCUUCUUGCUGAAAGAUCAGAGGCUAUGCGUACAAAGAUCUCCAGGAUGUUAGCAGUUAUGGUCUUUCUCUUUGCCAUCUGCUGGGGUCCCAUCCAGUUUUAUAUCCUUUUACAGACUUUUCUUCCAAACUUUAUCAGGAAUUACUAUACGUACAAAGUGAAAAUCUGGGCCCAUUGUAUGUCUUACACAAAUUCCUCCAUCAAUCCUAUUGUGUAUGCAUUUAUGGGUGCCAACUUCAGAAAAUCAUUCAAAAAAGCAUUUCCAUUUAUCUAUAAGCAGAGAGUUGGGAGCAUAAAUAGUGGAAAUGCUGCUUGUAAUACAGAGAUGCAUUUUGUCUAAACCAGAACAUAAAAUUGUAAAUAGUAAGGCACCAAUUACUUAGUUUUUCAAAUCAAUUUGCAUGGUCAAAUAAUUGUUCCUGCACUCCCUAGAAUAAUAAUAUAAUAAUAACUUUAUUUAUAGAGCACUUUAAAAACAACCACUGUUGCAACAAUGUGCUGUACAUGACUAAUCAUGGACAAGAAAUUAUUACACAACAAUAAAAACAUUAAAAGAGAUAGUAAAAACAAUAAAAUUAAAAACAUUAAAAGCAGUAAAACAGGAGGAAAGUCUCAAGCAGGAUCAAAAGCCAAGGAAUAUAAAUGUGUUUUAAUACUGGUUUUGAAGAUGGACAGUGAGGGGGCCUGUCUGAUGUGCAACAGCAGAGAGUUCCAUAGCGCCUGAGCAGCAACAGAGAAGGCUCUAUCCCCUCUGAGCUUCCGCUUAGACCUCAGUACCUCCAGGAGCAGCUGAUCAGCUGACCUGAGGCACCGGGCAGGAGCGUAUGGAUGGAGCAGCUCAGAGAGCACCUCGGAAAAGCAGCCAACAAAAUCGAAGACGUCCCACCCCAAGUCGUUCCUUCUACUCUCUGAUCGCAUCCAACAGAAGCUACAAAUG